Molecule: messenger RNA, 4133 nt
Organism: Melanotaenia boesemani (Boeseman's rainbowfish)
Lineage: Eukaryota; Metazoa; Chordata; Actinopteri; Atheriniformes; Melanotaeniidae
Gene: slc8a2a
Product: solute carrier family 8 member 2a
Exons: 13
Coding region: 1032-3800 (922 amino acids)
Biological process (GO): cell communication; sodium ion transmembrane transport; calcium ion import across plasma membrane
Cellular component (GO): postsynapse; sarcolemma; axon
Molecular function (GO): calcium:sodium antiporter activity
Source: RefSeq, a predicted model, not a curated record
UUUGCAUAGUAAAAAACUACUUUUAAACCCCAGCCAUGAGCUUUUUCUAUCUUUAAACAAUGCUGUUGUUUAAACCCAACCAGGAAGUACCAAACUAAAUAAAGUGUUCUCGGGUUAUUAACUGAAAUGGAAAAGCUUUUGUUAAACAUUGGUCAUCAGUUUGCGCCAUGAUUUUAUGUUUAUCGGGUAGUGCACCACCUAAGUCCAUCUCUUACCUCCUUACUAGGAUUUUGUGGCUUCCUGACGAAUCACUUGAAUAUGAUGUCUGAUAUGAAAACAGUUGUAUAAAUGUAUUUUCCUUUUUAUUUCCUUUUUUUCCCUGUCAGGGACGCCUUGACAUGAGCUCUCUGGGCCGCGAUCGAACCGCCAACGCUCGGGCUACAGGAUAACCACUCUCCAAGCCACCCGGGCGGCUAUACACUCACACACACACGUGUGUGUGUGAGUGUUCCUCCAAAUGUGAGCGAAAUAUCAGUACUUCUUUCACUUUUGAAGUACAAGGGAAAUAUCAUUUCUCACACCUUCAAAGAAAAAAAUAUUCCGAUGGGCGCGAGGAGCCAGUCCUCGGUCUGCGCUGCCUUCAGGUACUCUGGAAAAAAAACUCCUUCAUUCAGCAUAAAAUAGACCUAGUUCACUAAAAAUAGCUUCUUCAUAUUAGAUAUUUUAAAACAUUUAAUGGGCGUAUAACAAGUUUAUGCUGGUUUUAUUUCCUGCUAGAAACACGUUUUUCAUGCCUUUAAAACUUGACGGGAACUGGAAUCGAACAUUUUCGAGCAUGCACUGAAGGCAUCACGUCAUCCUCCGCGUGCGCCCGCAGCAUCACAGGAACCGUUAGUUAGAGACAAAGUGAGUUAAGGACGCGUCCAGCUGUGUGUCCAGUCCCGGAUAGUUUUUCCAGGCGAAGCUUCCAGCCUCCCAGAAGCGAUGGCAGCCUUUGCUGGAGCCGCGCCGGAAAAGUAAAGGACGUACUUGGACCCAGGAGCUCCCAUAGCGAAGCCCAACCCUGAGGCCCCUCCUGACUCAGGGAUACCAUGGGGCCCCUCCCUGUUCACCUCACCCCAUUCCUCUUCCUCCUCCUCCUGUGCCACCCCUGCACCUCCUUUAGACCUCAGGUCAUAGAGCGAGCAUCUGGCCAUGAACAUCCCCAGUCCUCUAGUAAUACAACAGGGUCUGGAAAGCGGACGUGCACAGAUGUUGUACUGUGUAAACCUGGCAUCCUGCUGCCAGUGUGGCUGCCACUCAACCCUCCAGUUGGCGAGCAGGCGGGGAGGGCUGUCUUGUACUUCCUCUGUCUCAUGUACAUUUUCCUGGGAGUGUCCAUUAUCGCAGACCGCUUCAUGGCAUCAAUAGAAGUCAUCACCUCUCAGGAGAAAGAGGUGACCAUCACGAAACCCAACGGUGAGACUACAGUAAUGACAGUACGGAUCUGGAAUGAGACUGUUUCCAACCUCACACUAAUGGCCUUGGGAUCCUCUGCACCUGAGAUCCUGCUCUCUGUUAUUGAGGUGUGUGGACACAACUUUGAUGCUGGGGAGCUCGGCCCGGGGACCAUCGUGGGAAGUGCUGCCUUCAAUAUGUUUGUGAUAAUUGGCCUGUGUGUAUGGGUAAUCCCUGACGGAGAGUCCCGCAAGAUCAAACACCUGCGAGUGUUUUUCAUCACAGCGUUCUGGAGUAUUUUUGCCUACAUUUGGCUCUACCUCAUACUGGCUGUCAUUUCUCCAGGGAUUGUUGAGGUGUGGGAAGCCAUAGUGACGCUGCUUUAUUUCCCCGUGUGUGUGCUCUUGGCUUGGAUCGCGGACCGCCGUUUACUCAUCUAUAAAUAUAUGCACAAGCGGUACCGUGCAGACAAAAGGCACGGCAUUGUGGUGGAAAUGGAAGGAGACCUUUCUCCCAAAGGCAUUGAUGUCAUCAUGGACGGAAAGCUGUCAGAUGGCAGCACAUGUCCUGGAAAUUCCUCCAGUGUGACAGUCUCUGUGCAGACGGGCAACGAGCCUGACCAGAACAAAGAUGAGGCGGUUCGCAUCUUGAAGGACCUGAAGGAAAAACACCCAGACAAAGACCUGGACCAGCUGAUUGAGAUGGCCAACUACUCCACCUUGGUUCAACAGAAAAAGAGUCGCGCCUUCUACCGUGUCCAGGCUACACGCAUGAUGAUUGGUGCUGGAAACAUAUUAAAGAAACAUGCUACUGAUCACAGGCGACGUGCUGGACGACAGGAUCCUGACAAAGCAACUUGUUCACAUAUUUAUUUUGAAAAUGCCCAGUACCAGUGCACAGAGAGCUGCGGCUCUCUGACCCUGGGGGUGAUCCUUGAUGGUGGUCUGGGCCAGGACACGUUCUAUGUGGACUACUGUACAGAAAAUGGAUCUGCCAAUGCGGGGUCAGACUAUGAAUUUACUGAGGGAACCCUGGUGUUCAAACCAGGGGAAACCCGUAAAGAGAUCAAGGUGGGCAUCUUGGAUGAUGACAUCUUUGAGGAGGACGAAUAUUUCCUUGUGCGUCUUCAGAAGCUGAGGCUAGAAGAGGGAGGGAACGAAGGCACAGGAACUCCCCCCAGGGGUCUGCUAGUGGAACCUCUGGUUGCCACCAUCACCAUCUUGGAUGAUGACCAUGCUGGAAUCUUCACCUUUGGGCAGCAGGUACUGCGAGUGAGCGAGAACAGCGGCACACUAACAGUGACUGUGGUGAGGAACUCAGGCUGCAGGGGCACAGUGGCUGUGCCAUACCACACAGAGGAUGGCAGUGCCAAGGCCGGAGUGGACUAUGAGGAGGCCAGAGGGGAGCUGGAAUUCAUAAAUGAACAGACCAGUCAGACGUUGCAGGUGCGCAUUUUAAAUGUGGAGGAGUACGAGAAACAGGAAAACUUCUUCAUUGUGCUCGAGCCACCCAAAUGGCUGAAGCGAGGGCUUUCUGGCAUCCCCACCCCUGAAGAGGAAGAGGCCAGGAGGAUCUCUGAAAUGGGCAAGCCCAUUCUAGGAGAGCACAGCACACUAGAAGUCAUCAUACACGAGUCCUGUGAUUUUAAGACCCCCAAUGGAGUCAUAGACCAGAACACUGUGGACAAACUCAUCAAGGACUCAAAUCUGGCUGUAGUGAUUGGCACACACUCCUGGAGAGAGCAGUUCAUUGAAGCAGUCACAGUCAGUGCAGGUGAUGGAGACGAUGAGGAGGGUCAGGAGCAGAGAAUGCCGAACUGCUUCGACUACUUCAUGCACAUACUGUGCAUCUUCUGGAAGAUCCUCUUUGCUUGCGUCCCUCCCACCGAGUACUGGAACGGCUGGGCGUGCUUCAUUGUGUCAAUCUCUGUCAUUGGUCUUUUAACAGCCGUUAUCGGAGACCUUGCUUCUCAUUUUGGCUGCACUGUUGGCCUAAGAGACUCUGUCACUGCAGUGGUCUUUGUAGCACUUGGAACGUCGCUUCCUGACACCUUUGCCAGUAAAGUGGCAGCCACUCAGGAUCAGUAUGCAGAUGCAUGUGUGGGAAAUGUGACUGGAAGCAAUGCAGUUAAUGUGUUUUUGGGCAUAGGCGUGGCCUGGUCUGUGGCUGCUGUAUAUUGGGAGGUAAAAGGGAAGGCUUUCCAUGUGGAUCCCGGUUCGUUGGCCUUCUCCGUCACACUCUUCACAUGUUUUGCCUUCUUCAGCAUGGGAGUGUUGAUGCUGCGUCGAAGGCCGUCCAUAGGCGGUGAACUGGGAGGCCCACGGGUCCCCAAAAUCCUCACCUCUCUGCUCUUCUUCGGACUCUGGUUCCUCUACAUCCUCUUCUCCAGCCUGGAGGCCUAUUGCCAUAUACAAGGCUUCUGAGAGAGCACAGCUAGGGGAGAGUUACAACUGCACACUGUCAAACACAGCACCAGGACAUUCACCUGGACUUUUACAGUAACUAUCACUGGGAAUCACUGUCACCACUUGACAACUGCUGCCAUGGUUCAUAAAAACAGCAUCCUCACUACAGUCACACAUGUCAGUCUGUCAUCCCCACUGCAGGACUGUUCCAGUUACUGGAACUCAGUGUGAUACCAUUCAGUUCUUUUAAUGCAGUGACUUUCUGAUAACGGUCCGCAUGUCUUCAUAACACUGGAAUAUACUUGAGACCGUUUACCUGAUGGCUUUUAACUUGGAUUUGAUUUGUGAGGA